Molecule: messenger RNA, 1022 nt
Organism: Fulmarus glacialis (Northern fulmar)
Lineage: Eukaryota; Metazoa; Chordata; Aves; Procellariiformes; Procellariidae
Product: ovalbumin-related protein Y-like
Exons: 6
Coding region: 12-1022 (336 amino acids)
Biological process (GO): negative regulation of endopeptidase activity
Molecular function (GO): serine-type endopeptidase inhibitor activity
Source: RefSeq, a predicted model, not a curated record
CUGAUUUCACAAUGGGCUCCAUCAGUGCAGCAAAUGCAGAAUUUUCUUUUGAUGUAUUCAAAGAGCUGAAAGUCCACCAUGCCAACGACAACAUCUUCUAUUCACCCCUGAGCAUCAUUGCAGCCUUGGCCAUGGUUUAUCUGGGAGCAAGAGGUAACACUGAGUAUCAGAUGGAGAAGGUUCUUCACUUUGACAAAAUUGCAGGACUUGGAGGAACUAUUCAGACCAAGUGUGGCAAGUCUAUGAAUAUCCACAUACUGUUUAAAGAACUUCUCUCUGAUAUCACUGCACCAAAAGCCAAUUAUUCACUCCACAUUGCCAACAGACUCUAUGCUGAAAAGACAUGUCCAGUCCUACCGAUCUACUUAAAAUGUGUGAAGAAACUGUACAGAGCCGGUCUGGAAAUGGUCAACUUCAAAACAGCAUCAGAUCAAGCCAGACAGCUCAUUAAUUCCUGGGUGGAAAAUCAGACAAACGGACAGAUCCAAGAUUUCCUUGCCUCAGGCUCUGUUGAUCUCAAUACCAUGCUGGUCCUUGUGAAUGCCAUUUACUUCAAAGGGAUAUGGAAGACAGCAUUUAAAGAAGACGACACUCGGGAAGUGCCCUUCAGUGUGACAGAGCUUGAGAAUAAAAUCAACUUUGAAAAACUUACGGAGUGGACCAGUCCCAAUGUGAUGGAAAAGAAGAGAGUGAAAGUGUACCUCCCGCGCAUGAAGAUAGAUGAAAAAUAUAACCUCACAUCUGUCUUAAUGGCCUUGGGUAUGACCGACCUGUUCAGUCCUUCGGCCAAUCUGUCUGGCAUCUCUUCAGCAAAGAGCCUGAAGAUAACUGAGGCCAUCCAUGAAGCAUACAUGGAAGUCAAUGAAGAGGGCACCGAGAUGGCAGGCUCAGUGGAGUUGAUGGGAGGCAUCAAACAUUCGUCUGAAUUUGAAGAGUUUAGGGCUGACCACCCUUUCCUUUUCUUGAUCAAACACAAUCCAACCAACAGCAUCCUCUUCUUUGGUAGAUAUUGUUCCCCUUAA